This is a messenger RNA of Saccoglossus kowalevskii, 823 nucleotides long. RefSeq lists its product as uncharacterized. Gene Ontology annotation, cellular component: nucleus. The record is from RefSeq and is a predicted model, not a curated record. Gene Ontology annotation, biological process: regulation of transcription by RNA polymerase II. Gene Ontology annotation, molecular function: RNA polymerase II cis-regulatory region sequence-specific DNA binding; zinc ion binding; nuclear receptor activity. Lineage: Eukaryota; Metazoa; Hemichordata; Enteropneusta; Harrimaniidae.
AUGGGUAUCAAUCAUACUGGACACUCGGGUAAGGUUACUGCGGUGACUUCGUUGCAUGAAAAAGGCUUUGGUGAGCAACUAAUCAAAGAACGCACUGGUCACAGAUCGGAUGAUGGGUUGAGAACAUAUAAACAAACAAGUAACUCUCUUCAGAAAAUUGUAUCUGAUGCUCUCCAACCUCCACUACCGAAAGCAAGUACUUUAGCCAUCGUAAUUGACGAUCCUGGUUCCGUACACAAGCCUAAGGUUGAAAGAUAUGAACAGCCACUGCCUGAACCAUUACGAAAUACUGGACAACCUAGAGGAGCUGCUUGGGAUAAAGUUAAAGAACGUCUUCUUUUACAGGAUUCUUCAAUUGUGAAGUUUGCUAAGAAAAUACCUGGCUUCCAUGAUUUAAAUUUGGAUGAUCAAAUACAGUUAAUUAAACACAGUGCCAUGGCAGGACAAAUACCAUAUCUAGCCAAUCAUGAUGAAGCAUGGAAGUGGUUUAAAGAAAUCAUUCUGGAUAUGGAAGGCUUACAACCACUGGUCCUUCAAUGUAAAAGUCAGAUUGUGAGUGCAGUUGAAGCGUUUAGAAGGUUCUAUGCCACACCUGGAGAAUUAGCUUUGUUUUCAGCUGUUGUAAUACUUAACCAAGAUGUACCUCAGUUAACAAACAGGAAAGCAGUGGAGAAAUUGAAUAAUAUCGCACAACGUGCUUUGAAACAAGAAGUACUUGAAUUCCGUGAAAAUCUACAAUUAUAUGAAGACAUGUCAGUGUUUUUACCACAUCUUGUGAAUAUGAAUGCUGCCCUGAAGUCUGGCUUUAGGACUGGACAGCCAU